AUGUCUACCGAAGAAGAAUUUGGAGCACCACAGCAUAAACUGUUUGAUAUGUUUGAGACCCAUCAGAAACAGUCUAGAGUGAAAAAAGGGCAGAGAAUCAAGAAACGUCGUGAACUUGCCGAGCGCGGGAACGGAGAUGAAGAGCAAGAACAAGGAGGAGCAAUCAUCCCAACACGUCUGAGGUACACUCCGUUAAAGCGAAAUAGAAUAACCGAUGACGUUCAAGGGAUCCUGAGUCCUGCGCGACGCGUGAGAUCUAAUGGAUUAAUUACCACACAAGCAAAAUCAAAAUCACAAACCAAGUAUAAUAGUUUUGUCAAUGAGGUAGAGAGACAGGAUAAUAAAGAUGAGUACGAUGAUGAUACUAAUGGAAGUUAUUAUCGAAAGAUCAGUCCGAAAAGGAGGACGAAAAACUCCGGUGCGAAGAAGAUCCAGAUUAAUAAAAAUGAUGAUGAUGGGAGAACAAACAACAACAAUAAUAAUAAUGAUGAUGAUGAUAGUUUUCGAACGUUUGGUGGUGGUGCAUCGGGCCAGACAAACUCGUCAUUUGGCACGGUACUGGUUCCAUUGAAAUCCACUCCUGGAACGUCAGCGUCAAAAUUCAGAAGAAUUCCUACGCCUGCAAGAACUAUGAUCCAGAGGAGUGGGAAAACCACCGGUAUAAAUUCUCGAAAUAUCUCGACGCCCAUAAAGUUGGUGAAUUAUGACAGUUCCUUUGAUAAUCUGGGGGUUGUUGGCAAAAGGGAAAUGCUAUUAAGUAGUAUUAAAUCGACUCUCAAUACUAGUAUUGAUAAGAUUGGUGGCCUAGGGUCACGUCAAGCAACCGCGAUUGCUAGUGAGGUUACCACUCCUAGGAUUUCUUCGCGAGAGUUUGAUAGGCCAUUGAUGCAUAACCUAUAUCCAAAAAAUGCCGAUGACGAUGAUUAUAAUGAAGAUAAUAAGUUUGAAAGACAACGAAUAUUAGAAAAAGAUAGGAAUAAGAAUAAUGGAAAUCAGAGGCAAGAGGGCUUGAAUACUUCCAGUCAGCGCUUAGCAUUGAAGACCGAUUUUUAUAUAUCGACUGUUGACAGUUUGAAUAAGAGAAUUACAAAAUCCAAGACAAAACAGGACCAAGAAAUCACGAACCAUAAGAAACGACAAUACGAGGAAUCCUCAGCUAGUGAGGGAGACUAUGAUAGCGAAGCCACUGCUAAAGUAUUGAAGAAAUUGGAUAGUUUACCGACGAAAAAAUUGUUCAUGAAUGAGGAAGAAGAAUCAGAUAGUGAGAGUAUAUUUGAAGAGAUGGAUAAAACUAAAAAGAAGAUGGAAAUGGCAAUAAACACUACUUUGGAUGGUGCUGCGAAAAUUGCGGAGAUUAACCAAAGCACCCCAAAAAUCAAUACUGAAUCAAGUACGUCAAUAGUUGUGGCGAAACCAAAUGGUGAUUGGACAGUCGAGCAAUGGAAAAAAUUCGCAAAGUUGGUGAAAGAGGCGCGAUUGAGGAAUGACUCUUCAUUGGUAUACAAUGUUAAAGUUUUAGAAAAAUUCCACAUUGCAUCGAAGAUUGAACUAAAUUUGAGAAUUGAGCUUGUUAAACAUUUGAUAUUGGGUUUGAGAAUGAAAAAAUCUGGCGUCAAGAGAAGAAAGUUGGCAUGA
Molecule: messenger RNA, 1635 nt
Organism: Saccharomycopsis crataegensis
Lineage: Eukaryota; Fungi; Ascomycota; Saccharomycetes; Ascoideales; Saccharomycopsidaceae
Exons: 1
Coding region: 1-1635 (544 amino acids)
Source: RefSeq, a predicted model, not a curated record